AAAAAAAAUAAACUUAAUCGAAAACAACACAGACGUGUUACCGGAGCCGUGGGUGGUGCUAUUACCCAACAGACUGGUGCCAAUCGUUAUAUACCCGAAAGUAUGCGCGGUCAAGUUAAUCAAGCGGUGGGACAAGCCGCCAUGAAUGAAUUAUCGAAUGUUUUUGCCCAACGUUUCAAGUAAAUUUAUGGAAAACUAUUUAAAUUAAUACAAAAUAAAAUGCUUGUCUCUUGCUCUCUCUCUCUCUCUGUCUUAAAAACUCUCUUAAACUGUAAAGACACAAAUUAACCGCAAAAGAGCCUUAUUUAAGAGUUCUCUUUAAAUUAUAAAUAUAACUUAAAAUAUGUUUGUGUAACUAAUCUUUAAUAUAUCCUUUUAAAAUCAUUAUCA
This is a messenger RNA of Lucilia cuprina (Australian sheep blowfly), 390 nucleotides long. Its product is annotated as dynamin-like. The transcript has a single exon. The record is from RefSeq and is a predicted model, not a curated record. Lineage: Eukaryota; Metazoa; Arthropoda; Insecta; Diptera; Calliphoridae. The annotation marks the transcript as partial.